Messenger RNA from Prunus dulcis (almond), 2194 nucleotides. RefSeq names its product leucine-rich repeat extensin-like protein 3. Bases 121 to 1779 code for a protein of 552 amino acids. The record is from RefSeq and is a predicted model, not a curated record. Gene Ontology annotation, molecular function: protein binding. The transcript has a single exon. NCBI's taxonomy places the organism in Eukaryota, Viridiplantae, Streptophyta, Magnoliopsida, Rosales, Rosaceae.
CUUUUACUGUGGAUUUUGAUCAUUUUCCCAUCCCCAAAAUCUUCUCUUUUUCUCUCUUAAAAUGCUGAGCAAACCAAAACCAAGAAAUUGAAACCCCAUAGAUGUGAUCUCUUGUAUGUGAUGAAGAGAGAAAUUCAACACAUUUUUCUACCCUCUACUUUCUUGAUACUGAUCCUUUGCCUUGGCUCCACUGCCCAAAACCCUAAUGCAGGCCUGAGAGAGUUAAAACUUUCUCAUAUUAAUCAGAGGCAGCUCUUGUUCUACACUGACCAAGAUGGGUCAAGAGGGGAGCUUGUGGCAGUCCCAUCCUCCCUUGUUUUUCACAACCCAAGACUCAGGAGUGCCUACGUUGCCCUCCAGGCAUGGAAACAAGCCAUGCUCUCAGACCCUCUGGGCCAAACAUCCAACUGGGUUGGAUCCAAUGUCUGCAGCUACACUGGAGUCUUCUGCUCCCGAGCCCUAGACGACCCGUCAGUCGAAACUGUGGCCGGCAUUGAUCUGAACCACGGCGGCAUUGCAGGGUACCUCCCUGAAGAGCUGGGUCUGCUCUCAGAUAUUGCAUUGUUCCACAUCAACUCCAAUCGGUUUUGCGGCAGUGUCCCGAAGAGUUUCAGCAAACUGAAGCUGCUUUUUGAGCUUGAUCUGAGCAACAACCGCUUUGCUGGGAAGUUCCCUCUUGUUGUUCUUCGACUGCCAAAGCUAAAAUUCCUGGACCUGCGAUUCAAUGAGUUUGAAGGUAAGGUCCCCAAGGAACUGUUUGAUAAAGAUCUAGAUGCAAUCUUCAUCAACCACAACAGGUUCUCCUUCGAAUUGCCGGAUAAUUUGGGGAACUCGCCAGUCUCAGUUAUUGUUCUUGCAAACAACAACUUCCAUGGGUGUGUGCCAGCCAGCCUUGGUAACAUGUCCAAGAAUUUGAACGAAGUGGUGCUCACAAACAACGGCUUCCACUCGUGCUUGCCAAAGGAAAUAGGGAUGCUGAAGGAUGUGACUGUUUUUGAUGUGAGCUAUAAUCGGAUUGUCGGUGAGUUGCCAGAGGCAGUGGGUGAAAUGGUGAGCUUGGAGACGCUCAAUGUGGCUCAUAACAUGCUAAGAGGGAACAUACCUGAGAGCGUUUGUGAGCUUCAGAACCUGAGGAACUUUAGCUUUGAGCACAACUUCUUCACUAGUGAGCCACCAAUGUGUUUGAAAUUGGAGAAGUUUGAUGACAGCAAGAAUUGCUUGCGGCGUAGGCCAAAGCAGAGAACCAUGUUGCACUGUAAAUUGGCCUUGUCUAAGGGUGUUCGUUGUAGUUCUUUUGGAUGCCGUCCUUCUGUUCCUCCCUCCCCACCAUUACCACCUCCACCACCACCAUCUCCAUCACCACCACCUCCAUCACCAUCACCACCACCUCCAUCGCCAUCACCUCCUCCUCCUCCUCCUCCUCCUCCACCACCACCACCGCCACCAUCCCCACAGCCUUGCCUUCCCUCCCCACCACCUCCUUCACCACAUUCCCCACCACCACCUCGACCCUCUGAUCCUCCACCAUCUCCUCAUCGCAAGUCACCACCACCUCCCCUACAUUCUCCCCCACCUCCACCCUCUAAUUCUCAUCCAUCGCCGCCUCCACCACCCAUUUAUUCUCCACCACCCGCUUCACCUUCUCCACCUCCAUCUCCGCCACCAUGUAUGAGACCUUCUCCACCUCCACCUUCACCGCCAGCUCCAGUGUAUGAUGGCCCGUUGCCACCAACUAUCGGUGUCUCCUAUGCCUCACCACCACCACCACUGUUUUAUUAGUGAUUCCUUCCAUUUCUUCUCCACCUUCCCAGACAGCUUAGAGACUGAUACACUAGAGUGACUAAAGUCCCAUGACUUGGAAACGAAUUUCCACAUUAAAAAUAAUUGCCACGAAUUCAUGAUCUCUACCACUGCAACCAGAGACGCAGGCAAUACAGAACAAGGUCAUCAAAUCAUGUUACAAGGUGAAGGUGAACACAAGAGGAACGAGACAGUGCAUAGUGAAGGUUUUUUCUUAAUUUUUUUUUUCAACCAAAAAAAAAAAUCUCUAUUUAUUUACAUUGUUAUGGACUUGUCUUUAAAAGUAGAUAAUAAGUUGGAAGAUAAAGUACUAGGCUACUUGGAAUGUAAUUACAAAGCUCUCUAGAUUCUUACAUUUCUGUUAUAUUAAGAGCUUUCCCUUUGCUUAUUUUCA